AUGGUCGCUGCAGCCAAGCCAAUCUUCGCCCUGGCCGCUCUCCUCCUCGUCGCCGGAGGCAUUGUCAUGCAGAUCUUCACCAUCCUCUCCGGCGGCAUCAACUCGGCCCCCAUCAACAAGUUCUACUUCCUCGAGGCCGCCACAAGCGGCAUCCCCAACGCCCGCAACCCCUCGCGAUGGACCUUCUUCGCCAUCUGCGGCCGUGAUCCCGCCUCGGGACUCAACGCAAAUUGCGGCGCCGUCGUGCCUGCCCUCCCUUUUGACCCUCCGCGCAACUUUGGCACCACCGAGAACGUACCCCAGCAGUUUAUCGGCACCCACCUGUACUUCUACCUCUCGCGCUUCAUGUUCGCCUUCUACCUGAUUGCCCUCUUCUUCGCCGCAGGCGCCCUGCUCACCGGUCUGCUGGCGCUGUGCAGCCGUCUGGGCGGCUACCUCUCCGCCCUCACUGUCGCCGUGGCUCUCUUCUUCCAGACCCUGGCUGCUUCUCUGCUCACCGCCUGGAUCAUCAAGGGCCGCGACGCCUUCCGCUCCGCCGGCCUCGAGGCCUCGGUGGGCCGCUACCUGCUUGCCUUUGCGUGGGCCUCGAUGGUCUGCUUCCUCAUCGCCACCGUGCUGUUCUGCCUCGGCGGUGCGCUUGGCGGCGACCGCUCCUCGGGCGUCAGCCGUCGCCGCUCCACCAAGAGCACCCGAAGCCGCGCUAGCUUCAUGGACACGGACAGCCAGAGGCGCGUCAAGGACGAAUACUCUGCUUGA
Molecule: messenger RNA, 756 nt
Organism: Ascochyta rabiei
Lineage: Eukaryota; Fungi; Ascomycota; Dothideomycetes; Pleosporales; Didymellaceae
Product: Eisosomes component
Exons: 3
Coding region: 1-756 (251 amino acids)
Biological process (GO): endocytosis; cortical actin cytoskeleton organization; septin cytoskeleton organization
Cellular component (GO): cell cortex; membrane raft; plasma membrane
Source: RefSeq, a predicted model, not a curated record